ACUAAAAAUUUUUGAUGGCGUUGUCAAAUGUCAAACACGAACGACAAGUGGUUGGAUCAAGUGAUCCACAGCUAGUUAUUUUAUGUUCGGUAUUUUUUUCUUCCACAUAAGCCAACAAUUUUAAUCGUCGUUAAAUCACUCCCGUGGGCAACAAUCUGUUAACAAAAUGCGCCAACUACGCGGCAAGGUGAAAGAGACACGCAAACAGAAGAAGGAACGCAAAUUGGAGAAUGUGGCCAUACAAAAUCAAAUGAAGACCGUAGUUCUACCGGCAGUUUGUGUGCUCGCGCUGCUCAUUAUUGUCUUUGUUUAUAUUAAAACGCGACCAGACAUCGACGUGUAAAUAUUGGAAUGGAAUAUGGAAUUGUACGUGUCCAGAUAUGUGUGCCUUCAAAGGCGUAAAUAGACCCAGCUUUACCGUCCCAGGCCGAAAGAAUUUGAUAAUUACUUGUGGCAGUCACACAAUGCUCAAAAAUCCGCGCAUUUCCGGUUAUGUGUGGACAUUUUUUUGAAGUAAAGUACGACAUAUUUUAGUGCUGAUUUUGAGUUACGAAUUUUCAAAUCUAAUAGUAAGUAAGGAGAUGAGCAGCUAAAGUUUCCGUUUACACAUCCUUUUUUUAAUUAGAUGUAUAUACAAAUUUAAAAUUAGAUGCACAUUAAUUAAUUAACUGUAAUAGAGACUAUUGCUAAAUUAAUUUGUUCAAGCGUUCAAAUAACAACUUGUUGAAUGUCUCCUAUAAUUCUAGAAAUAUCAGGUAAAUGUAAUUAAAAAUGUAUGGAAAAAAGACGUUGUGCAUAUAUCUAUUAGCCGAGGGAUCUGUGGCCACAUUUUUCAUAUUUCCUGUUUUUUAACUUUUUAUAUAGACAUUUAUACGUGUAUAGAUAUAAUAUUAUUUAUGUAGUUGGUACGUACACUUGACUAAACAGUAUGUUACAUUUUGUUGUUUAAAUCUAUUUAUGGAAGGCAUCAGCAGCCUGUUGAGAUAAUCAAAUAUAUAUAAAAUUGUAUAUUUUUAAUAUCAAAAA
This is a messenger RNA of Anastrepha obliqua, 1026 nucleotides long. Its product is annotated as single-pass membrane and coiled-coil domain-containing protein 4 homolog. NCBI's taxonomy places the organism in Eukaryota, Metazoa, Arthropoda, Insecta, Diptera, Tephritidae. Bases 167 to 343 code for a protein of 58 amino acids. The record is from RefSeq and is a predicted model, not a curated record. The transcript is spliced from 2 exons.